UUCAGCGAAAAAGAUGCUUUUUUUUUUGGAUUCGAAAAAGUCUCACUCGAGCGGUUCGAUCACAUGGGGUGACGAGCAGACGGGGACGACGCCUCUGAUUCGUUUUUCUUUUAUUUCUUGGUUGCUUCCUUCUAUCGUGUUAUCUUUCUUCUCCUACGCUGCUGCUGCUAUUAAUAAUGACGGGAGUAACGGUGGUUCGUGGGGUUGCAGGUUCUUUCGGGGAAGAGCAAUAGCUGCGAACGCGUUACGCAUAAAAAGAAAGUAAAGGAGCUGCCUUUUUUUCUCCUCUCUGCGGCUCUUCUGGUCUUUGUUUGCCAAACCAUUUCUUUGUCUCUGCUCGAUACACCUCUUUUUCCAGUCUUUUUUUCUUUAGUUUGGUUCCACAACACCUCUCUUUUGUAAUCUUCUCCGAGGUGAAGAAAACCACCUUUUUCUCUUCUCGUCUCGUCUUCUGCUUCUUUUCUUCCUCUUUUCUCCGAGUACUCUUACAAAGAAGAAUAACUUCUCUUUGGUUCUCCGGGCCUCGUUCUCUUCUUACCAUGUCCGGUGAGAUUUGGCACUCGAAGAAGGAGAAAGAUGGUUGAUUUUUCAGGAACUUCCAGUAUAACUCAUCAAUCUUCGCAUGAGAAGCAGGCAGUCGGUCAAAGUUAUUCGGAGAAUGAAAUGCCAUUAAUCUCCAAGUGGUGGGCAGACACCUCUCACCUCUCCUCCAUUAACGAUGGACAAAGAGGGUCUACAAGCGAGAGAGGAUCCAGAGGAAGGAAGACUGUCAUCUUGGAGAGAGCUUGAAGGAGAAGAUGGAAGAUGUAUUCCCAGUUGGCCAAGAAUCAUUAGAGGAUAAACACAAGAAGAAUAAUGCUGGGGUUGAGAACGACAACCACUACACCCUGUCGGAAUGCAAAUUGGACUGUGAGCAUGUCACCAUCAAGCUACCGUUGAUUUUGGAUAUCAAGCAACCCAAAAGAUGUCGAAGAUGCUGCCAGUUGCAUAAAUCUUGUUCUUGCACCAAUCAAUUCGUCCUGUCGAAUUCUUUCGAUUUCUCCAGUGGAACUGAGGAGGCGGACUUCGGUUUGGAGACUCUCCGUAUUUUUUGCCGGAAGAGUUCCUCGUUGACUCUCCCGGGCCUCAAGUCAAACUCUAAACAGCAAAGGAAAUCACGAAGCACACACAGCGUGACUGAUCUCGUGGCUGAAUGUUCUCCUGUAGCUCGAUCAGGAAAUAUAGUUGUGAGUCCUUGGAACAGACGGGUAUUUGAUUCGAUAGAAGCAACUUUGAGAUCGAGAGGCCUCAUGAAAAGCCCAGUAAUUCUUGGAACAACUUCACCAGAUGAUGACAUGAAACGGGUUAGGACAAAAUCAAUCAGCUUAAGCGAUGCGAAAUCCCCCGAGUCGAUAUCCUUUCAUUCUGGGCUUCAGAAUUCAACAUCGGGCAGUCCCAGAAUAGUGGCCACACCUUGCAGAAGGCAAAGUUCCGAGUUAAGCAUCUCCCAGGAGAUGCCUUCUUCUUGCUCAGAUACAUCGUACCGGACCGAUUCAUCUGCAGGCUUCAAUUCUGCACUGCUUCACUGUGUUUGGGAGGAUGGAAAUCCUUACUUUGUGUUCUCUGUGGGCGAGGAUCAAGCUGAUGUAUACAUGGCCAGUCCUCAUAAGACCAAGUCUUCAGCUGACAGGGCCCUGGAUUACAUCUAUCUGUUCCAUGCAUGCAAGAACAACAGAAAAAAAUCAGAGUUCCAUCUUCAUAAUGGCUCAAUAUUUGUUGCUAAGAUGAAGGUGCGAAGUUCUCUAGUUCUCAAUUCCAGCAGAACUAAAUUUGUAGAGUCUGAGUUUGUUCUGUCUGCUGCUAAAGAGGACUCAUUCAAUGAAAUGCAAAGAUCCUCUCCUUGUUUCACCAAAAGCAAGGGGAUGACCGGAAGGUUGUCUGAGAUAUUUAGGCGAAGUCAUCGGUACAAAUCCAACUCCAUCAAAAGAGUCGGUGGUGGAUUAAGCUGUCAGGUUGAGGACCUGCCACAAACGUAUGCGAGCGAGUUAGGAAUCAUCGAUGAAACAGGCUGCCCAAAGCUCCCAUCUGAUGAUAUUCCACACAACCUCGAGUUGGCAGCAAUAGUCGUGCAAGAUUUUGGGUACCAAAGCAAACAUUUAGCAAGCUUUGAUGGUUGGGGCCUCAAGUUUCUUGAGAAAGCUGGAACUGAUUCUUCUCAAGGUCCUCCAUCUUCUUCUGCUAGAUACAAGGAAAACUACACGGAACACAUGAACUCAGACAGGAAUGUGAGCGUUCUACUCCCAGCCGGAUUUCAUGGUGGUCCAAUGGCCAGAGCUGGUGGCCCUUCCAGUCUCACCGAGAGAUGGAGGUCCAAUGGACAUUGCGACUGUGGUGGAUGGGAUGUUGGGUGUCCUCUGACAAUACUUCGCAACAACAACUCCAUCUAUUCAGAAGGACUAGCAGAAACAGAAGAUGAUUGUAAGCCUCUCCGCCUUUUCAUAGAGGGUGCAAAGCAAGAUGGACUCACUUUCAGUUUCAGAAUGUUCAGUGUGAGCAGAGACGUCUACAUCGUUUACUUCCAGCCAACUCUUUCAGCUCUGCAGUCAUUCUCCAUAGGAGUAGCAAUGAUCCAUUUAGAGUCCUCAGAUCUGUGUCCACAAUGGUGACAAGUAUCAUACUACGUUAACCCUCUUUUUCUUUUGUGAUGUUUCCAUAUACAAGUGAUAAUACAGAUGUGUAGCAUUCUUUAUCCCCUUGCAAUUUUCUAGACUGAUGUUUCCAUCUACAAGUGAUAAUACAGUUCUUGCAAUCGGACUA
This is a messenger RNA of Musa acuminata AAA Group (dessert banana), 2796 nucleotides long. RefSeq lists its product as uncharacterized. The coding region runs from base 798 to 2645 and encodes 615 amino acids. The transcript is spliced from 4 exons. Lineage: Eukaryota; Viridiplantae; Streptophyta; Magnoliopsida; Zingiberales; Musaceae. The record is from RefSeq and is a predicted model, not a curated record.